AUUUCCACUCGGUGCAGAAAUGUUGUGUCGAUGGUGCCGUUCUCCUGGAGACCAAGAACAUAUCAGUGGAGACGGCUACUCACGAAUUGACUGACAUCCUGAUGGAAGCAAUGCCGGAAGAGGGUGAAAUAGAUGCAGAAGUCAUGCGAGGUGUUACAUUAGCCAAUCAAAAAGUUGAUGCAGCAUUGCUGAGUGAAGACAGUCCUGGUUCGCAGAGCUUGCUGAAGCCCAGCGCCACACGACAAUCACUGCAGAAGGAGAUCUGGAAUGACAUGCACACCAAGGGAAAGCUGCCACCUGGUACUCUGACUGUGUUGCGCAGGAUGGACCUGCACCAGGAAAUGGAACAGGCCAGAGAAGAGGUUCUGGUUCAUUUUGAGAGACGAACUGUGGAUGCACUGUUCAAGUGUGUCAAGUAUGCUCUGGAGGCGUUGCGCAAGCGGAUACAUGGUAAUCUUCGCCAGGGUUUGUUGCAGUCGGAGGAGAUGGCGGGCAUUCAAGACCCCACCGGUCCCAGGAACUACGAUGUGAUAUUUAGAACGGACGUUGAACUGGCCUUGCCGAGCGUUAUCGCGCGACCCGGUCUUGAGGAUCUACAGAGUGCGAUUAACAUGGCAUCUCAGAUGAUAGUGGAGACUGCACAGUCGGUACUGAAGUGGGGCGAGGCUCACCCGCUUCUCAACCUACCCACGGUGCAUGGCAGGGUCUCGAAGACAUCCAUCGCUUCCACGUCUGCUCAGCUGACGGCAUCCAUGGUCGAUUUCCGAGCGUCGCAGGUCAUUACCUCUCUGAACUCGCCGCGUACGCGUCGCUCUCAAACCAACAUGGCUAGACAGGUGUCGUUUGCGCCACAGCGUAAGAACUACGGUUCGACGAUAUCGGAAAACAAGGAAAUAGUCAAGAUGCUGUCGCAUAUGUCUUCCAUGAUCCUAGGCUUCAGCCCAACGUUGAAAACCGCCCUGGAUAUGUUCACGCACUACUCACCGCUUUGGAGCAGGGAAUGCAACCACACUGUUGCAGAAUUUGUUGACUCCAAUCCGCUGCUGAUCGACUUCAGAAGUGAAAUGCGGCACUACACGGCGUUGGAAACCGACAUCGUUGCCGAGCCUGAAUUUCUCUACGUUGGGCCAGUGCAAUUGUUAACUGAGAAUCUGAAGGCUGCUCUAUCAGCAGAGGCAAAGAACUGGAUGCUGGGAUAUGGACGCGCUUGCAAUGUCAAGUAUCGUGGCGUGAUGGAGAAGCUGAUGGACUUCAUGGAGGAUGCUGCUAAGCGGCUGCAACGCCCUGUCAAGGAUCUGGAUGACGUCCGCUUUGUCAUGGCCGCCCUGAAGGACAUCAGAGAGCGAGAAGUGGAGAUCGAUCAGGCAUUGCCAGAUGUUGAGGAGUCGUAUGCUAUCCUGACCAAGUUUAGCAUUCCUGUCACCAUUGAGGAGUUUGAGCGUGUUGACACCCUACGCUACACCUGGGCAAGGCUAACGGCUCUGGUGACAGAAGUGCAGAGUCAUCUGCUGGAUGUACAGCCCAUCUUCCACAGGAACCUCGUGUCUGGAGUUGAUGUCUUCCAGACAGACGUACAGGAUUACAUCGGUGACUUUGAUUCGAAAGGACCAAUGGUGGAGGGACUAUCCCCACAAGAUGCCAGCGACAGGCUUGUCAUGUAUCAGAACAACUUUGACACUCUGUGGAAACAGUUUACAACAUACUCGGAGGGCGAAGAACUGUUUGGGUUGUCAGUGACCGACUAUCCUCGACUGCAGCAGAUUCGCCGUGACCUGGCACUGCUGCAGAAACUCUACAGCCUGUACAACAAUGUACUGGACACGAUCAACGGUUACUUUGAUUUGCUGUGGUCUGACGUUGACCCAAAUAAGAUCAAUGCGGAGCUGCUGGAAUUCCAAGCAAGGUGUCGUAAGCUGCCCAAGGGCUUGAAGACAUGGCCAGCCUUCAUGGACUUGAAAAAGAAGAUUGACGACUUCAGCCUGACCUGCCCUAUCAUUGAGCUGAUGUCGGACAAGGCGAUGAAGAAGCGUCACUGGAAGAAGCUGGAGGAGAUCACCGGAGUCGAGUUCGACUUUGAGUCCGAGGCUUUCUCUCUGCGCAAUGUGAUGAAAGCCCCGUUGCUAGAGAAUCAGGAAGAUAUAGAGGACACCUGUAUUGCCGCUCGCAAAGAAAAGGACAUCGAGGCAAAGCUGAAGCAAGUCAUCUUGGACUGGGAGACACAGGUGCUACGUUUCUCAUCAUUCAAGAGCCGUGGAGAGUUACUGCUGCGUGGUGAUGAGACAGCUGAGACAGUGUCCAUCAUGGAAGACAGUCUGAUGGUGCUCAGCUCACUGCUGAGUAACAGGUACAACGCCCCUUUCAAAUCUCAGAUCCAGCUGUGGGUACGGAAGCUCAGUGACACAACGGACAUCAUUGAGAACUGGCUGCAAGUCCAGAAUCUCUGGAUCUACCUUGAGGCAGUGUUUGUCGGUGGUGACAUCGCACGUCAACUACCCAAGGAGGCAAAGCGCUUCCAGAAUAUUGACAAGUCCUGGGUGAAGAUCAUGACGAAAGCUCAUGAAACGAGUAAUGUUGUACAGUGCUGUGUUGGUGAUGAGAUGCUGGGGCAGUUGCUUCCACAUCUACUGGAACAACUUGAGCUAUGCCAGAAGUCUCUCAGCGGGUACUUGGAGCGCAAGCGUCUCGUCUUUCCUCGUUUCUUCUUCGUGUCUGACCCGGCCUUGCUGGAGAUUCUGGGGCAGGCUAGCGAUUCCCAUACCAUCCAGGCUCACUUGCUGAGUGUCUUUGACAAUGUCAAGUCAGUUACGUUCCACGAGAAGGACCGUGAUCGCAUCAUCAAGAUUCACUCGCAGGAAGGAGAAAGUAUUGAUCUGGAGAAGCCAGUCAGGGCAGAGAACAAUGUCGAGACCUGGCUUGGGCAUCUUCUACGCAUGGUCUGCCAGUCAGUAGCUGCCGUCAUUCGCAAUGCAGCAUUGACCAUCUCUGAACCAGAUUUCAAUCUGAUGAACUUCUUGGAGGCGUAUCCUGCCCAGGUUGGUCUGCUGGGCAUUCAGCUGAUCUGGACCCGUGACGCACAGUAUGCACUGACACAUGCCAAGUCUGAUAAGAAGAUCAUGGCUGCCACCGACAAGAACUUUCAGAUCCUGCUCGACGACCUGAUCGAUACGACCACUCGCAACCUGACAAAGAUGGAGCGUAAACGCUUUGAGACACUCAUCACCAUCCACGUUCAUCAACGUGAUAUCUUCCACGACUUGGUCCAGCAACACAUACGUAGUGCGCAGGACUUUGAGUGGCUGAAGCAGAGCCGCUUCUACUCCAACGAGAAAGACCAGGUUGUGAUUAGCAUCACAGACGUGAACUUCAUCUAUCAGAACGAGUACCUGGGUUGCACUGACCGACUUGUCAUCACACCUCUAACUGACAGGUGUUACAUCACCCUAGCUCAAGCUCUGGGCAUGAACCUUGGCGGAGCGCCAGCUGGUCCGGCUGGAACAGGCAAAACAGAGACUGUGAAGGACAUGGGAAAGACACUGGGCAAGUACGUCGUGGUGUUCAACUGCUCUGAUCAGAUGGAUUUUCGAGGACUAGGUCGCAUCUUCAAAGGCCUUGCGCAGUCCGGCAGUUGGGGUUGCUUUGACGAGUUCAACCGUAUUGAACUGCCAGUCCUGUCCGUGGCCGCACAGCAGAUUGCCAUUGUGCUGGCCUGCAAAAAAGAUCGCAAGUCGCAGUUCAUCUUCACCGACGGCGAUACAGUCAAGAUGAACCCUGAGUUUGGAUUGUUCCUGACAAUGAAUCCUGGCUAUGCUGGUCGACAGGAGUUGCCAGAGAAUCUGAAGAUCAACUUCCGAACUGUGGCCAUGAUGGUACCAGACAGACAGAUCAUUAUUCGUGUGAAACUUGCCAGCGCUGGUUUCCGUAAGAACGUGGUCUUGGCAUGCAAGUUCUACACCCUGUACAAGCUAUGCGAGGAGCAGCUCUCCAAACAGGUCCAUUAUGACUUUGGAUUGCGCAACAUCCUAUCAGUGUUGCGGACUCUCGGUGCAGCAAAGCGGCAGAGUCCUGAUGAUCCGGAGGAGAAGAUUGUCAUGCGAGUGCUCUUUGACAUGAACUUGUCCAAACUGGUGGACGAGGAUGAACCGCUUUUCGAAAGUCUGAUCAACGACAUGUUCCCUGGCAUCGCUCUAGAGAAGGGUUCUUACCCGGAUCUGGAGAUGGCCAUUGCAUCCAGAGUUGAUGAAGCCAAGCUCAUAAAUCAUCCCGCAUGGAAGUUGAAGCUUAUCCAGCUGUUUGAAACCCAGCGUGUUCGUCACGGCAUGAUGGUGCUGGGGCCAAGCGGAGCGGGUAAAACCAAGUGCAUCCACAUUCUGAUGAAGGCCAUGGCGGACUGCGGUGAGCCGCAUCGUGAAAUGAGAAUGAACCCCAAGGCAAUCACGGCACCGCAGAUGUUUGGAAAGCUGGAUGUCGCCACCAACGACUGGACGGAUGGGAUCUUCUCUACGCUCUGGCGGCGAUCACACAAGGCCAAGAAAGGAGAGCACAUCUGGUUGGUAUUGGAUGGUCCAGUGGACACACUGUGGAUUGAGAAUCUGAACAGUGUGCUGGACGACAACAAGACGUUGACGCUGGCCAAUGGUGAUCGUAUACCAAUGGCUACCAAUUGCAAGAUUAUCUUCGAGCCGCACAAUAUUGACAAUGCCUCACCAGCCACUGUAUCACGCAAUGGAAUGGUCUUCAUGAGCUCUUCGGCACUAGACUGGAGACCAAUUAUGGAAGGGUGGCUGUUACAGCGGCACGUGUCUGAGAACUCCACCAUACGGGAGCUGUUCAAUGACACAUUUGAACAAUUGCUACAGUUCCACGUGCAGAAGCUGCAGCCCAAAAUGGACAUCCUGGAAUGUAACUACAUUUCACAGGCAUUGGAUCUUCUCCAGGGCUUGUUACCGAGCCCGAUUGCGCAAGGCAAAGAUCAACAAGUCACCAUCCUGAAGCCCAUUCACAUCGAACGUUUGUUCAUCUUUGCAUUGAUGUGGAGCGUCGGUGCCCUCCUUGAGCUGGAGGACAGGGCCAAGAUGGAACAAUGGAUGAAGGAAACAACCAAGCUAGCUUUGCCGCAAACAGACCCUGAGAAAGGAGACACGAUAUUUGAAUUCGUGGUGGAUGAAAAUGGUGAUUGGGUGCAUUGGUCUGAGCGAGUACCCGACUACCACUACCCGGUGGACAGCAUACCAGAGUUCUCAUCCAUACUGGUACCCAAUGUGGACAACGUCAGAGCAGACUUCCUCAUCAACACUCUGGCCAAGCAGGGAAAGGGUGUGCUGCUGAUUGGAGAGCAGGGAACAGCCAAAACCGUCAUUGUGAAGGGCUACUUGGCAAAGUACAAUCCUGAUGAUCACUUGAACAAAACAUUGAGUUUUUCGUCGGCAUCCACACCAAACCUCUUCCAGCGAUCAAUUGAGAGUUUUGUUGACAAGCGUAUUGGAACAACGUACGGUCCUCCAGCAGGCAAGAAAAUGACAGUGUUCGUGGAUGAUGUUAACAUGCCUAUCAUCAACGAGUGGGGUGAUCAGGUUACGAAUGAAAUAGUACGUCAGCUAAUGGAAAUGCGUGGAUUCUACAGCCUGGACAAGCCGGGAGACUUUAUCAACAUCGUCGACAUCCAGUUCAUUUGCGCAAUGAACCACCCGGGCGGUGGUAGGAAUGAUAUUCCCAGCCGACUGAAGCGACAACACUCCAUCUUCAACUGCACAUUGCCAUCGAAUGCGUCUAUUGACAAGGUCUUUGGCUGCAUUGCUGCUGGCUACUUCAUAAAGCAACGUGGCUUCACUGAGGCUAUUCAGACACUGGCAACGCAGCUGGUCCGCUGCACACGUAUUGUUUGGCAGAAAACUAAGAUCAAGAUGUUGCCAACGCCUGCCAAGUUCCACUACAUCUUCAACCUGAGAGAUUUGUCACGUGUCUGGGAAGGAAUCCUUCAUGGCGUUGCUGAAGUGGUCAACAAACCGCGUGUUCUUGUGUCGCUAUGGAAACAUGAGUGCUGUCGUGUGAUUGCCGAUCGGUUCACAACUAGCCAGGACAAGGCCUGGUUCAACCAGUGUAUACCUGGCGUCGUGGCAGAGGACAUUGGCACGGACGUGUCUUCUCUCAUCCCAGAUGAACCCUACUUUGUUGAUUUCUUGCGUGAAGCACCAGAGGCGACUGGCGAUGAACCAGACGAUGCCGACAUGGAUGCACCCAAGAUCUAUGAAGAGAUUCCAUCGUUUCCGGACCUGGAGGAAAAGCUGCACGCGUUCCUGACGCAGUACAAUGAGACCGUGCGUGGCUCUGGCAUGGAUAUGGUCUUCUUCACGGAUGCAAUGACCAACCUGAUCAAGAUCUCACGAAUAAUUCGCACGGACAGUGGGCAUGCACUGCUGGUCGGUGUUGGUGGAUCCGGAAAACAGAGUCUGACACGACUGGCAUCCUUCAUCGCUGGAUACAAUAUAUUCCAGAUCACACUGACAAGAGCAUACAACGCAAGCAAUCUACAGGAUGAUCUGAAAGUCUUGUACAAGACAGCUGGACUGGAAGGCAAAGGCAUCACUUUCAUCUUCACCGAUCAAGAGAUCAAAGAAGAAGGCUUCUUGGAGUAUCUGAACCAAGUCUUGUCAUCUGGUGAGGUUGGUGGUCUGUUUGCCCGUGAAGAGAUUGAUGAAAUCAGCACCGAGCUGAUUCCGGUCAUGAAGAAAGAGUUUCCCCGCCGCCCACCUACACCUGAGAAUCUACUGGCCUACUUUUACUCACGAGUGCGCAAGAACCUUCAUGUUGCCCUGUGCUUCUCGCCGGUUGGAGAGAAGUUCCGCAAUCGUGCACUCAAGUUCCCUGCUCUCAUCUCUGGCUGUACAAUGGAUUGGUUCUCACGCUGGCCGAAGGACGCACUCAUUGCCGUUGCCCAGCAUUUCUUGGCGAGUUUUGAGGUGGAAUGCACGGCCGAGGUGAAGCAGCAGGUGGUACAGACAAUGGGUAUCUUCCAGGACGGUGUGGCUGAGGCCUGUGCUGACUAUUUCCACAGGUACCGUCGAACUGCGCAUGUAACUCCCAAAUCCUAUCUCUCAUUCAUCAAUGGCUACAAGACUGUUUACGCCCAACAGAAGAAAGAAAUUGGAGGACUGGCCGACCGAAUGAACAAAGGCCUGGAAAAGCUGAUUGAAGCCAGUAAGAGUGUCGAGCAGCUGUCUGUUGAGUUGGAAGUGAAGGAGAAGGAGCUAGCCGAGGCUUCCAUUACUGCAGACCAGGUUUUGAAGGAGGUCACUAAGAAAGCUCAAGCGGCGGAAAAGAUCAAGUCGGAGGUGCAGACGGUGAAGGACAAAGCACAGAGGAUUGUUGAUGCCAUAUCAACUGACAAGGCAAUAGCAGAGGAGAAACUUAGCGCUGCACAACCGGCGCUGGAUGAAGCUGAACGUGCUCUUCAGACUAUUCACCCCAGUCACAUCGCCACAGUCAGGCGUCUUGGUCGACCGCCUCACCUGAUCAUGCGCAUCAUGGACUGUGUACUUCUGCUGUUCAGUAAGAAGGUCAAUGCAUGGGAACUGGACCCGAAUCGUCCCGAGUGCAACAAGCCAUCAUGGGAUAAGUCACUUGUGCUCAUGGCCCAGGCAAACUUCCUGUCCAGCCUGCAAACCUUCAACAAGGACUUGAUCAAUGAAGAAGUGGCAGAGCUGAUGGCCCCUUACCUUGGUAUGGAGGACUACAACUCGACAAAAGCGCAGCAAGUGUGCGGCGAUGUGGCAGGCCUAUGCUCGUGGACCCGCUCCAUGGUUGUGUUCUUCAGUGUAAACAAGGAAGUACUUCCUCUCAAGGCUAACCUUGCUGAACAGCAGGGAAGACUCGAUGAAGCCACAGCCGAGCUAGAAGCAGCACAGGCAACGCUGGAUGAGAAAGAGAAAGAGCUGGCUGAAGUGAAGGCUGCUUACGAGAACUCCGUUCGAACCAAGCAGGGUCUGAUUGAGGAUGCGGAAACCUGUCGUCGCAAGAUGAAGACAGCCACGGCGUUGAUCGACGGCCUGAGUGGUGAGCGAGAUCGCUGGACAGAGCAGAGUAAGGAGUUUGAGGCACAGGUUGGUCGGCUUGUGGGCGAUGUACUGCUGGGAACGGCGUUCUUGUCCUAUGCCGGGCCGUUCAAUCAGGACUUCCGCUCCCUGCUGCUGAAGAGCUGGACGAAGGAGGUGCGCACGAGAAACAUACCGGUUUCACACAACCUGAAUUUGGUUACCAUGUUGACCGACUCCGCUACCAUCAGUGAGUGGAACGUUCAAGGUCUGCCCAACGAUGAGCUGUCAUUGCAGAAUGGAAUCAUUGUCACCACGGCAACUCGGUUCCCCCUGCUCAUCGACCCGCAGAACCAGGGCAAGCGGUGGGUCAAGAACCGGGAGACGAAAGACAUGUGUAUCACCACACUCAAUGACAAGUUCUUCCGCCAGAAGCUGGAGGACAGUCUGUCGCUCGGCCGGCCCAUGCUUAUCGAAGAUGUUGCCGAGGAGCUGGACCCAGCCCUGGACAAUGUGCUGGAGAAGAACUUUAUCAAGUCUGGCAGCACAUUCAAGGUCAAAGUUGGAGACAAGGAGGUAGACGUGAUGAAAGGCUUCCGUCUGUACAUCACCACCAAGCUGCCAAACCCGUCCUACACACCAGAGGUCAGUGCCCGUACAGCCAUCAUUGACUUCACGGUGACAAUGAAAGGCCUGGAGGAUCAGCUCCUUGGACGCGUCAUCCUAGCUGAGAAGAACGAAUUGGAGUCUGAACGCACUGAGCUAAUGGAAGAUGUAGCUCAGAACAAGCGCAGGAUGAAAGAGCUUGAAGACAACCUACUCCAUCGCUUGACAAGCACCCAGGGCUCGCUUGUAGAUGACGAGUCUCUGAUUGAAGUUCUGAGCACAACCAAGGCUACCUCCCAGGACGUCAGCCGCAAGCUCACAGUGGCGGCGGAGACCGAACUGAAGAUCAACACAGCAAGAGAGGAGUUUAGACCUGUUGCAACACGUGGCAGUAUCCUGUAUUUCCUGAUCACUGACAUGUCACUGGUCAACUGUAUGUAUCAGACCUCACUGGCACAGUUCCUGGAACUGUUUGAUCUCUCCAUGAAACGGUCUGGCAAGUCACCCAUCACGGCAAAGCGAAUCACUAACAUCAUCGACUACCUGACAUUUGCCGUGUUCAAGUGGUCCGUGAGGGGUCUCUACGAGACAGACAAGUUCCUGUUCACGUUGCUCUUGGCACUGAAGAUUGACCUGGUCAAUGGCAAAGUCAAACACAAGGAGUUCCUGACAUUCAUCAAAGGUGGUGCUGCGCUUGACUACAAUGCUGUUGAGCCCAAGCCGUUCAAGUGGAUAACCGAUAUGGUGUGGCUUAACCUGGUUGAGUUGAGUAAGCUGUCGCAAUUUCAAGAUGUUCUGGCUCAGGUCACAAGGAACGAGAAGGCAUGGAAGACAUGGUUUGACACUGAUGCACCGGAGGAGACUCAGAUUCCCGAUGGCUACGAGCUCUCACUGGACACAUUCCGAAGACUGCUGCUCAUCAGGUGUUGGUGUCCAGAUAGAACUCUGCCACAGGCAUUCAAGUACAUCAGCCAAUCACUCGGGCCAGCGUAUGCCGAGGGUGUCAUUCUGGAUUUACAGGAGAUGGUCGAAGAGAGCACGGUUCGAACACCCAUGGUGUGUCUGCUGUCCCUGGGAUCAGAUCCAACUAAUGCCAUUGAAGCACUUGCUAAGAAGGAAGAAAUCGAAUGCCGCACAGUGUCCAUGGGCCAGGGCCAGGAGGUCCAUGCUAGACGGCUACUCAACCAAUUCAUGGCUGGUGGUGGCUGGGCUAUGCUUCAAAACUGCCAUCUUGGCCUGGAGUUUCUUGAUGAGCUUCUCGACAUGGUCAUAACCACUCCCAACAUUGAUCCACAGUUCAGGCUUUGGAUUACAACGGAGUAUCAUGACAAAUUCUCCAUCAGCCUUCUGCAAAUCUCUAUCAAGUUCACCAAUGAGCCACCUCAGGGUGUCAAGGCUGGGUUGAAGAGGACCUACACCGGAAUGACUCAAGAGCAACUGGAUGUCAGUAACAUGCCGCAGUGGAAGCCUGUGCUCUAUGCUAUUGCAUUUCUACACACAACUGUCCAGGAGAGACGCAAGUUUGGUGCCCUUGGCUGGAAUAUCCCGUAUGAGUUCAACCAAGCGGACUACACAGCCAGCGUUCAGUUCUUUCAGAAUCACUUGGAUGACAUGGACAUCAAAAAGGGUGUCUCAUGGAGCACAGUACGGUACAUGCUGGGAGAGGUUCACUAUGGAGGGCGUGUGACGGAUGACUUCGACAAAGUCUUGCUCAAUACAUUCUGCAAGGUUUGGUUUGGUGAGCAUAUCUUCCAGACAUCAUUCCAGUUCUUCAAAGGUUACAGCAUACCGGUUUGCAAGAGUGUUGCUAAUUACGUUGACUUUGUUGAUCAGCUACCGCUCAAGGACUCGCCUGAGGCAUUCGGCCUGCAUCCCAAUGCUGACAUAACAUAUCAAACAAACCGUGCCCGUGAUGUCCUUGACACCAUGCUCAGCAUACAACCUAAAGACAGCAGUGGUGGCGGUGGAGAAACACGAGAGAGCGUUGUGCAGAAGAUUGCAGACGACAUGCUGGGGAAGCUGCCAGGGAACUUUGUUUCACACGAGGUGAAAGCGUGCUUGAGACGUAUGGGCAUUCUGGCACCGAUGAACAUCUUCCUACGUCAGGAAAUUGACCGCUUGCAGCGUGUCAUCACAUCAGUGCGUCAAACACUGCAAGACGUUAAACUGGCGAUCGACGGCACUAUAAUCAUGAGUGAGAACUUGCGAGAUGCCCUGGAUUGUAUGUAUGAUGCCAGGGUGCCUGCUACGUGGAGCAAGAUUUCUUGGCGGUCAUCAACCCUGGGAUUCUGGUUCACUGAGUUACUCGAACGGCAUCAUCAGUUACAAUCUUGGUGUUUUGAAGGCCGACCGAAUGUCUUCUGGAUGACAGGAUUCUUCAAUCCUCAAGGGUUCCUCACGGCAAUGAGACAGGACGUGACCCGCGCUCACAAGGCCGCCAACUGGGCAUUGGACAGUGUGGUACUCAACAACCGUGUCACCAAGAUGUACAACGAGAACGAGGUGACGGAAGUCCCAGCGGAGGGUGUGUACGUGCGUGGACUCUUCUUGGAUGGAGCCGGCUGGGACAGGAGACACGAACGUCUUUGUGAACAGCAGAAUAAGGUGUUGUUUGUACCCAUGCCAAUCAUUCACAUCUACGCGGAGCAGUCCGGUAGCGUACAGCGCGAUGGCAAGUUGUAUCAAUGCCCAGUGUACAAGAAACCCAAUCGCACCGAUCUGAAUUACAUCACUACGUUGUACCUACGUACCACUGCGUCGCCUGACCACUGGACUAGGCGUGGUGUUGCCAUUCUGUGCGACACCAAGUAAGGUGGAUGUCAAGAUAGUAUUUUCUUCGUCCUGUUUUCGAAUUCUGUACAUUUUUAUCCUAUCUACAUAAAAUUAUCAUGUAUGUGAGUGCGAGUGUGGUAAAGACCUUCUCACGGCCACCUGCACUGGAUGUGUGUAUUGGACGUGUGUGCGCAUGACAGUUUUCAUGCCAAACUUUUUUUCAUCCCUGGGUGUUUGGGCUGUUUGUUUUGCAUAAGCAAUGUUGUAAUCGUAUUCAUGGGAGCACAUUUCAACUACAUGUUCACCUCAUGCAUGGUUCACGAUGCAGGGAAGGAGAAGUUGCUGGGUGUGAAUAUUCAUCAUAGAUAACCGGAUUGACUCGCUGCUCCGUGUUUACCUUGCCCUGUAAAAGUUAAUUUGGCAAUUAUCGUAGCAUAAUUCUAGAUAAUAUUCCUAGAAAGCUAUGAUAAUAAUAGAUUGUAGCGUUCUCGCCGCCUUUCUAAAUAUUCCUAGACGUAUUCAUCGUGAGAAAAUGUUUACAAUUUCCCUGCCAUUUUGUAUGAGGCUCUUGAUUUUUCAUUCAAGUUUAUUAGAGAUAUUUUCCGAUUCCUAUUUGGCUUGUGCUUGCGGCAAGGUCUGUGAACCUUGUUAUGCCACGAGAUGCUUUUCCCUGUUAGAUUUCAUACAGCUACAAGUAUUCAUUGCUGGCUUUUCAUUUCUGAUUUGUUUAGAUGCAAGUAUCCACGUACGUCCUUUCCGGUGGUGUAUUUGGCUCCACUUUACUCACAUUUAUAGUAUUAUGCAUGUUGAAUCUCGAACACCAAUAGCCAGCUUGCUCACGAAGACCAGUAUCCCAUCGGCUGAUUGAUGAUUCUUGUCAAAGCCUACACACUACUAGUCUUGAAUGAAAAGCAUUUUUACAUUCAUAGCGAAGCAUGCA
Molecule: messenger RNA, 12345 nt
Organism: Sycon ciliatum
Lineage: Eukaryota; Metazoa; Porifera; Calcarea; Leucosolenida; Sycettidae
Product: dynein axonemal heavy chain 5-like
Exons: 73
Coding region: 102-11444 (3780 amino acids)
Biological process (GO): microtubule-based movement
Cellular component (GO): axonemal dynein complex
Molecular function (GO): ATP hydrolysis activity; minus-end-directed microtubule motor activity; dynein light intermediate chain binding
Source: RefSeq, a predicted model, not a curated record